AUGUCCCACCUCAAGUUCUACGCAUACGAGGGCCAUGGAGUCCGCCAACAGAAGGUGUUCCGCUACAGCCAAGCCGUCCGUGUUGGAGACCGGAUCGAAUGUUCUGGCCAAGGCGGCUGGGAUCCCAAGACAGGAGAGUUUGAGAAAGAGAUCAAUGCUCAGAUUGACCUCGCCUUCUCCAACGUAGAGCUCUGCCUCAAAGACGCUGGAGGCAAAGGGUGGUCCCAGGUGUACCGGGUCAAUUCAUACCAUGUGCCCAUCAAUAACGAAGCCCUGGAAGCAAUGGUUCGCAACUUCAAGAAGUAUAUGCCAGAUCAUGAUCGCUCUGGACCUGCGUUGGGGUGACCCGUCUGGGCGAAGACGACAUGCGCGUGGAGAUCGAGGUAGUGGCCCAUGACCCUGAAGGUACCAAUGUUGCUGGCAGUGUAUAGUGAUAGCCAAUCCCACAUCUCUUAACGGCACUGUAUUCUAAGCUGGUCUCUAAGUCUGUCAUAGCGGACAGGUCAUGUUCAGUAGUAAAUAUGCGAGAUGCCAAUAGAGUCGCAACGGGGCCGGGCAGAACAGGUUAUAUACAUACACAUUGAUCUGGAAACGGUAAACAUUUAUAUAAAUC
Aspergillus aculeatinus CBS 121060 is the source of this 613-nucleotide messenger RNA. Its product is annotated as YjgF-like protein. Gene Ontology annotation, molecular function: deaminase activity. Gene Ontology annotation, cellular component: cytosol. Lineage: Eukaryota; Fungi; Ascomycota; Eurotiomycetes; Eurotiales; Aspergillaceae. Bases 1 to 345 code for a protein of 114 amino acids. The transcript has 2 exons. The record is from RefSeq and is a predicted model, not a curated record.